Molecule: messenger RNA, 899 nt
Organism: Camelina sativa (false flax)
Lineage: Eukaryota; Viridiplantae; Streptophyta; Magnoliopsida; Brassicales; Brassicaceae
Product: putative F-box protein PP2-B12
Molecular function (GO): protein binding
Source: RefSeq, a predicted model, not a curated record
AGAGGCAUAAAUAAAUAGCCAUUAAGUUUCUGUCUAAAACGAUUAUUCCAACAUCACCAUUAAGUUUCUGUCUAAAACAAUGGGGAUGAAUUUUCUUGAUUUACCGGAAGAAUGCAUCGCCGUUGUGAUAUCUUUCACCAGCCCCUAUGACAUUUGCCGUCUCUCUGCUGUCUCUAAAUUACUUCGCUCGAUAGCCGACUCGGACGCCGCUUGGGAGAGGUUUCUUCCCUCAUAUUCUCGUAUGUAUAUCAAUAAUACUUUAUCUAGUUUUUCGAACAAGAAGCUCUUCCUUUGCUUAUGUGAAUCUCCUCUUCUCAUCGGCGAUGGAAGAAUGAGCUUUUGGAUGGAAAAGAGAAGCGGGAAGAAAUGUUGGAUGUUGUCUGCAAGGAAACUAGAAAUUACUUGGGUUGAUAGUCGUGAAUUCUGGAUAUGGAUGUCGACUCCGGACUCAAGGUUUAAGGAAGUUGCGGGGCUUCUAGCGGUGUGUUGGUUUGAAAUCCGAGGCAAGAUAAGCACAUCCCUUCUUUCCAAAGCUACCAUUUAUGGUGCUUACCUUGUUUUCAAAGAACAAGAAAUGAGAGCCUUUGGAUUUGAGUCUCUACCUUUGGAUGUAAGCUUUCGAUCCACAAGAACCGACGUUUAUAACGAUAGAAGAGUGCUUCUUGAGUCAGGAAUGCAAGAGUCUAGAGAGGAUGGGUGGUUGGAGAUUGAACUCGGUGAAUAUUAUGUUGGUUUUAAUGAGGAGGAUCUCGAAAUGAGUGUCUCGGAGACAAGAGAAGGUGGUUGGAAAGGUGGAAUCAUCGUUCAAGGGAUCGAGAUUAGGCCAAAAGAAGUGUUGUGAUUCAGUAACUCCCUUUGCAAGUGAAAUGUAGUUUGUUGUUUAAUAUAAAGAUAGCAAA